Molecule: messenger RNA, 6065 nt
Organism: Gymnogyps californianus (California condor)
Lineage: Eukaryota; Metazoa; Chordata; Aves; Accipitriformes; Cathartidae
Gene: CEP104
Product: centrosomal protein 104
Exons: 22
Coding region: 103-2955 (950 amino acids)
Cellular component (GO): cilium
Source: RefSeq, a predicted model, not a curated record
UCCGCUGCCGUCCCUGGCAGCAGCGUCGGUGUGUGCGUCGCUGCGAAAAGGGAUUAGCUUAAGCUUGAAACAUCAUUGCUUUGACUAGCUCGCUUCUGCAGGAUGCCACACAAGAUCGGUUUCAUAGUUGUUAGUUCAUCGGGACACGAAGAUGGCUUCAGCGCAAAAGAGCUGAUGGUUCAUGCACCGACAGUGAACGGAUGGCGAUCACCCAGACUGUGUCAGUAUCCACAGGAAAUUGUCCUGCAGUUGGUGGAGAGGUGUCGAAUACGAAAACUGCAGUUGCUUGCUCACCAGUACAUGAUUUCAAGCAAAAUUGAGUUCUACAUCAGUGAAAGCUUGCCUGAAUACUUUGCUCCUUAUCAGUCAGAGAGGUUUCACAGACUAGGUUAUGUCCCUCUCUCGGACAAUGAGAAGACUGAUUUCAAAGCACGAGAGUUAAAAUCUGUGUAUAUGGAUGCAGUUGGCCAGUACCUGAAGCUGAUUUUCCAUAAAAAUUAUGUCAAUAAAUACAACUUAUACGGCCAGGUUGCCCUAGUAGCUAUAAACAUUAUUGGAGAUCCAGCAGACUACAGUAAUGACAGCAAUAAUGCUCUGUCCAGAGAGAAGCUGAUAGAUCACUACUUAGGAAUUAAAUCAGAUGAUCCUGCCUUAGAUGGAACUUACCUUGGGAAACCUGACUCCAUUUCGCCUCUGGAUGAUUUGGCUUUUGACAUGUACCAGGAUCCAGAAGUUGCUCAGAUAAUACGUAGACUGGAUGAGAAGAAGCGCGAAGCUGUCCAUCACGAACGCUAUGAUUAUGCCAAGAAACUCAAACAAGCUAUCGCAGACUUGCAAAAGGUAGGGGAACGACUUGGACGGUAUGAGGUAGAGAAGCGCUAUGCUGUAGAGAAAGAGGAUUAUGAUCUUGCUAAGAAGAAGAAACAGCAAAUGGAAGCGUACCGCCUGAAGGUGUACCAGCAACUGGAGCUCCACGACCUUCUGGAUGCAGAGCUGAUGGUUCGAAAACCGACUGAAGUGCCUUUGGAGUCUAUGAUUUAUACUGACAAUCCUCAGCGCACAAAAGCUACAAACUCACCUCCUUGUGAGCACACAGAACCGCAAAAAGGAGAGCCGUGGAGAGCAGAGCCUUUGCUGGAAAAGAAGUCAGCAGAUCCCACUUCUGCUGAGCCCGUUGUUCCCCAUCAGUCCCCUCCUCCUGAGACUCAUCCCGUGACCUCCGGGGAAGUGUUUCCCAAAGAAAAUGUUGAAUUUUUACCUUAUGAUGAGAGACCUCUUCCAGCUAUCUGUAAACAGUCUGAUGAAGCAAUUGCGUACCUUGAGCCAGAGAUGACUGAAGAGGAUAUCAAUGAUGCUCCAAGAAGUGGCAUUACUGGGGAACCAGAACCAUUAACGGAGAAGGCACUGAGGGAGGCCAGCCCUGCUAUUGAAGUUUUUGGAGAAGCUUUGGUUUCAGGAGCAUAUUCCAAAACUUGGUCAUAUCGAGAAGAUGCGUUACUGGCUGUAUAUAAGAAGCUGAUGGAAAUGUCAGUAAACACUCCGAAGGAUGAGUUAAAGAACAUGCUGAGGGCUGCCAUUUUCCUUGUAAGGAGAGCCAUCAAAGACAUAGUGUCUUCAGUUUUUCAAGCUUCCCUGAAACUUUUAAAAAUGAUCAUUACCCAAUAUAUACCAAAACAUAAACUAGGAAAACUAGAAACUUCUCAUUGUGUGGAAAAAACGCUUCCAAAUUUGCUUUCUAGAACAGGAGACUCUUCAUCCCGUCUUCGCCUUGUGGCUUCUAACUUUAUUCGGGAAAUGGCACUGUGUAGUGAAGUUAAACCUCUUCAGAUUGUUCCAGUUCAUUUGGUUCAACCAUUAAAACCAAACUCCCCAAUGCAUCUGGCAAUGAGUCAAGUGGAAUUAGUGGAAUGCCUCUUGAAAGACAUGGGAACUGAAAACUCUGGGUUUACCAUCGGCAACGUCAUGAAGUUUGCAACGGGAGCUUUAGAACACAGAGUUUAUGAAGUUCGUGAUGUAGCAUUGCGGAUUAUCUUUGAUAUGUACAGGAAGCACAAGGCUGCUAUACUGGAAUAUCUUCCUCCAGAUGAUGCAAGCAUUCGCAAGACUGUUCUCUAUAAAACACUCUUUGAUGGAUUUACUAAAAUAGAUGGUAAACUUUCUGAAGCUGAAAUCAGGGCACAGAGAAAGGCAGCAACAGAAGAAGCAGAGAAACAGAAGAGGGAAGAAAUAAAAGUUCUGCAAGGUCAGCUGGCAGCUCUAAAGGAGAUACAAGCAGAAGUUCAAGCUGGAAAGGAGAAAGAAUCUGAUUCUCAGAAGCCAAAGAAUCAAGGUUACCAGGUAAACGAAAGCCCACAGCCUGCAGCAGCAGAGAUUCCAGAUGAUCAUUCCUCUGUUGCAAAUUACUUGGACAACUUAUGUAUUUUUUGUGGUGAAAGGGACGAGUCCUUCACAGAGGAAGGAUUGGAUCUCCAUUACUGGAAACACUGCCCUAUGUUAACCAGAUGUGAGCACUGCAAACAGGUGGUGGAAAUAGCAAGCCUGACAGAGCACUUGUUGACUGAUUGUGAUAAAAAGGACAGCUUUGGGAAAUGUCAACGAUGCAGUGAGGCGCUUCCAAAAGAUGAGUUGCCCAAACAUAUUAAGAGCAAGACUUGCAAUUCCGCCAAACCAGAAAACGUGGCAAACCAUUGCCCGUUGUGCCAUGACAACUUUUCCCCAGGAGAGGAGGCCUGGAAAUCUCACCUAAUGGGCAAAGACGGCUGUAAAAUGAAUCAACGGAGGUUAUCCACAAUAAAUAAAACUCUUCUGGUGCAGCCUGGCAAAACAGGUGGCCACUAUUUAAGGAAACCAGGUCCUUCAGGAGCAAAAGCUCGACCUCCCUCUAUAGGAAGCAAGAUCCCGACCCCAAGAGGGGGCCCAAAUAAAAGCACUGGCAAAACAUACUCAAAGCGAUGACAGGACAAGUAUUCUUUCCUUUGUCUUAAUAACUGGGCAUAUAGUUGUUAACAGUUAUUUAAAAAUUGUGGGCAACUCAUACCAUCUUUUUCGUUUGACUACGUGGGGCUGUUUAUCAGCCUUGAGCAGUACUUGCCUAGUCUGGUAACUUUUGUGUUGGCUGUCUGUGCAGCACUGUGGUUUUCUCCUAGAAAUGCUCAUGUUAGAAAUACCCAAGUGUUCUGGGACAGAUCUAGCCUGCCACGUUCCCUGUAUGGCACAAGGAAGGCCGUGCAUUGGUCUUGGACUGGUUCCUCAUAUUAAACAACUCCCCAGUGAGUAUGGAGCUACCAUGGGCACACUGUGUGGCUGCUGUCACAGUCCGCACAGACUGUGCCCUGGUGAUGGGAUUACUCUGGGGCCGUGGUUCGAACAGAUCCACGUUUUUGUGGAUCCACUGGUUUUGAGAUCCAGUAAGGAAUUUCCUUAGGAUCCAAAAGCCACAGUCAUUUGUGUUUUGACUUUCUUUUGGGGAAGAGCAAGAAACCUACCAAGCAGAAAUUGCACUAGACUUUCAGGAUAGAGCAGAAGAGCAUUUGUUCUUUUGAUCUAAGUGUGACACUUGUUUGCAAUUACACGUUCUGAAAGCUUGGGAAGUAAUCCUUGUAUUAGCUGACUUUACCACCUGAUCACUUCAAUGUAAUAAUUGCAGAAUAUAUUGCUAAUAGUUUUCUGCCAAAAUUGACUUUAUAACAUGUUGAUAGCAUCAAUAAUUUUUGUUUGUCUUGCCAUCAGACACUUGUGGUAGACAAAUAGGUCGCAAGUUAAAUUGCGUGUACUGGUUGGCUAGGAGAUAGGCCGCCUGUGCAUAUUUCUGCAUUACAUCAGUGCAUUUACAAAGAAUUCAUCACAAUUAGACUUGAGGAAACACCGUUGAAAAUAUGGAUAUACAAUGAGCAAAACAGGCUUGUUGCAGUCGCGCAGGUUCCUUUGAUGUGAUGAUAAUGUCGGUAUCUUAGCAAUGCCGUCGUUCAUCUGCUGUGAUGUGCAGCUAGCAUAAGGUGAAAUGCAAAACGCAUGCAUGUGUAGAAGGAGAUAUACGUCAGACUGUAUGAAAUGUGUAUCUCGGUUAUCUGAAAGACUUGUAUGAUCCUGUAUAGAUAAACUCUUGAACCUACAAGUAGGGCCAGGAAUUGGAAAGCUUUUUCAGGUGCCUGUUCCUCAAGUAUAAUGAAGUAAGUCAAAGAAUCAUGCCAUUCUUUGUUGAUUAGUUUAGCCACUGUGCCAGGAUCUAGUGUAUUUUGAUAGUAAGAAAGACACUAUUAGUAUGUUUACAACGGCUGCCUUGUUCUUCCCUGUUUUUGUCAUGAUAAACUUUGUCAGCUCCAAUGGGGCAAAUUUAUAGCCCUUGUGAAAGCUUACAAGUCCGCUGAUUUGUGCUAGGCUCUAAAACUCUUGGUUCCUUCAUUGGAAAUGGGAACUGUAGUUUUUUCUAAAACUGAUGGUAUCCUUGAACACCUCGUAAGUCAGCUGAAAGCUCUAGUUGACCCUGCAAGGAAAGGAAUUGGAUCAGGGCUGUUAUAAAAUGUUUCCACUCAUUUUUAAAACGCUUAGAAACAUUCUUUUGACAGAUAACUUUGCUCUCCUUUCUAAUACCGGUGUCUGUAAUUUUAUGAGUUCAAGCAUGUUAAUAAUGUCGAGUGAAAUAGAUAUCUCUUCCUUGGGUCCGCCGAGGCUCUAGGAGUAACACAAGCCAUGCCUGGCGAGAAGCGGUUUUGCUGUGCAAGCCUGGCCUUUACAUAUAUUUCAGGUUUAGAGUUUUAAAGGCAGCAGAGCAGUACCCAAAGCGCUACUCAACACCAAGAAUUAGCACCAAAUAAAAAAGCUAAAGGGCUGGUUGGAUAUUGCCGUAUGACAUGCCAUUACGUGGGAAGUAACAUGAAAUAGCUGUUCCGCGCUGCCUCUCUCGCUGUGCACUAAGUGCCUUAUUAGUCUGCUUGGCCAGAGGAUUGAGCUAAACCGCCAGAGUCCCACCUGGUACACAAUAAGAGCGUGUAUCGAUGGAGCUACUGUAAAAAUUAAAGUUAUGCUUUAAAAUCUCACAGUUAAUUCUGAAAUACAUCCCCAAGAAAUGGGCCCUUAAAGAAAAGAAAAAAAAUCUUAGUGGGGCCCUGAAAAGCUUGAAUUAAUAAAUUUAGACCUUUUUUCCUGCUUUAGCGUACUUUCUCUCAGCUCGCUUCCAAAUCCAGCUCUAAUACUGAGGUUUCUCUAGUUAGAUCUGGAUUAAAAUAAACAGCCAUAGACUACCACAUGUGACCAUUUAAUAGCUGCAAAGAGAACAAAUUCUAUUAAGACAUGAUGUAUGAAGCUUUGUACCUAAAGCAACAAUCCUAACAUUUCUACUUGUAAUGCUUAGGCAAUUGCUUUCCAGGAUAGAAUUAAUUGGUCCCACGUCUACAUCCACCGCAGGUACAAGAAUGAGUGAUCGUGGCAAUAGAAGUUUUGGGCGUUGGGGUUUUUUUGCUACCACGGAGUGAAUUUGCGGUGGUGUUUUGUAUCUACAGCACUGAUUUUGUAACAUGCAGUUUUUAUCGCUGGCGUGCAGCCUAUCUACAAGCUUAUGAAUUUUACAGGUAGAUCGGUGCGCUUGUAUUUUGAAAUCUUUAUAUAAAUUGUUUCGUUAACUCUUCCAAAUAUAUAUAUCAAUAAAUAUACAUACAUUAGGAAUAUAUAUAUAUUAACAAAUAUAUAUGUAUUUUCAUUUCUACUUUAGUGACACAGGUUCCUAUUUGAGAACCUGAUUCCUUAUGCAAGCAAAAUAACCAUUGAUUUUGCUCAGAGAUUAGCAUGUGCAAUGGACUGCAGGCUCACGAGCUGUUGCCCAGAGCGUUUUUUCCUUUUGGACGUAAGACUGUGAGCUUUCUGUUGCGCAAGUGUAAUGCAAAAACCCCCGUUUGCAAAGGUCCUCCAUCUAUUUUGGAUUAGCCAAUAUAGUAUGUAUAUUGAAUUGGUAAAUACAGCUCUCCAUUGCUCCUCAACCAUGGCUUUUAAACCCAGUCAAGCGAAGCAUAAUUAAAAUAAUCCGUUAAAACCUGCAUGUAGCAGGAUGUGUGCUUUCUAUUUUAUAAUAU